GCUCUUCAGAUUUUGUACACAGCUCAGAGGUCAAACCAUCAUGGCGGCGUCCUGUACCUUGUCAUGAAGUCACGUUUUUUUUUGCUUUCAGAAGAGAUUUUUUAUUUUUGAAUGUGAGGCAGGUGUAAGUGUGUGAAUAAUGCCUCGUUACGAGUUGUCUGUGGUGCUGAAGGCCAUGCAGAGGCCGGAGACCGUGGCCGUGUUGAGGCGCACGGUGGAGACCUUGCUGGAGCGCGGUGCUGUGGUCAGAGAUGUGGAGAACCUCGGCCACAGAAGGCUCCCGUACAAGAUCAGCAAACACAGCCAGCGGCACACGCACGCGUCUUACUUCCUCAUCGACUUUCACGCCUCGCCGUCGAUUCUGACUCCUCUCCUGAACCACCUGGAGAGAGAUGUGGACGUGGUGCGGCAGACGGUGUUAAAGAAAGACACCGAGCUCCUGAAAGCCCCCUGCUGCGGUUCCUCACCUUCUCAGACAAACAGCAUGACUUCUCCAUGAACCUCAGGGUCUAUAAGGAAGAAGAUGCACUGCUGGGUUUUGCUGAAUUUCAACUAUGUUCUUGUGAGAGUUUAUUAUAAGAAAUGAAUAAAAUUUUUAAAAUAAUCUCUUUAAAACAUGUUUGUGUAUAAUUUGUCUGUCAGCACGUUUUUAAACUCAUUCCAGCACAAUAUAUACAUGCCCCUGACAAAUGAAUUGGAAAUUCUACACAAUAAAACUUAAAUGAUUUAAAGGAAUAAAAUAAAAGCCUUUAGGCCCAAUGAUAUAUGCAGCUAUUUAACUAUGCUUGUUGUCAUAAAAAGAUUCGAGGCACUGAGUUUAAUGCGAGUUUAGUGAAUGUUUACUGACCCCGGAACGCCAUCAACUGUAAUCACGGAUCUGAUUAAAUAAUAUAUGCAUGUGUUGGAACAGAUAAGUCUUCUGUGUGAUAAAAUAAAAGUGUUUGCUAUGA
Messenger RNA from Neoarius graeffei (lesser salmon catfish), 950 nucleotides. It is a transcript of the gene mrps6, whose product is annotated as mitochondrial ribosomal protein S6. NCBI's taxonomy places the organism in Eukaryota, Metazoa, Chordata, Actinopteri, Siluriformes, Ariidae. Gene Ontology annotation, cellular component: ribosome; mitochondrial small ribosomal subunit. Gene Ontology annotation, biological process: translation. The transcript is spliced from 2 exons. Gene Ontology annotation, molecular function: small ribosomal subunit rRNA binding; structural constituent of ribosome. Bases 140 to 499 code for a protein of 119 amino acids. The record is from RefSeq and is a predicted model, not a curated record.